AUGGCGAGGCGAAAUCGAAUGAUAUUGUUAUCUAUAAUACUCAUAAUUAUAUUAGGGUUUUCGAUAAAUAAUACGACAAGAUGGACGGCGCCAUCAUUAGAGUCUACUAAUGAAGUAUUGAACUUAAAUUUGACAAACUUUGUGGAUCUUAGAAUCGGGACUGAAAACGAGGGUCAUAUAUUUCCAGGAGCAUGUUUGCCAUUUGGAAUGGUGAAAGUUGGACUUGACACUGAUUUUAGCAAAGAUUUUCAUGCUGGAUACACAGUUAGAGGAGACGUCACGGGGAUUUCACGCACGUAUUUGACCAACAUUAAAGUGAUUAGGAAUUUACAUGUGAGUGGCACUGGGGGGGAAGCAAAAUAUGGUGUAAUCAGUCAACUUCCAAUUGUCGCAUCACUCUCUGAGAUAAACCUUUCCAUCAUAAAAUCGCCAAGGUCGUUUGAACGCUUCACACCUGGCUAUUCCAUAUUCGGUCUCAAGCGAUAUAACAUUACCGUGGAGUUGACAGCCACCCGACGAGCCGCAUUACAUCAAUACACCUAUCCCGAAAACGCUAGUAAUAAUUCUCAUGUGAUAAUUGAUAUAUCUCACUUUUUGCAACAAGCUUGUGCCUGGUGCACAGGAAAAUUCCAUGAUGGUGCUAUCUAUUCUGUGAACAAUACUCAGGUAAAAGGCAUGGGUCGAUAUUCAGGCGGAUGGAACUUAGGAGGUCCUUACAAGGUCUAUUUCUGCUCUCAAUUUGAUACUCCGGCUAUAUUUUAUUCCACUUGGUGGAACUUUCUCAUCACGAACACAAGUUUUGAUGUUGGGGCAGAUGGGCAUCCUAUCGGUGCGAUUCUAACUUUUGAUACGAAAAGUACACGUGUAAUAAGAUCUAGAGUUGGGAUCUCCUUCAUCUCGGCCACGCAGGCUUGCCAAAAUGUAGAAUCAGAGAUUCCAAAUUUUGAUUUUAUACAAAUAAAGAGAGAGGCAAUCAAAGCUUGGGAAAGAGAGUUGGAGAAGAUAGUGGUUGAGGGCGGUGACAAUGAGGCAAAGACAAUAUUUUACAGCAGUUUGUACCGUACUAUGCUUAUGCCGAGUGACAGAACGGGGGAAAACCCAAAAUGGGAAUCAUUUGACAAUAAUGGAAAGAUUAUUCCACACUAUGAUGAUUUUUAUGCUUUGCGACAAGUUGACAUUGUUCGUUCGCUAAUUGAUAUUUACAAAAAUGAGGGAUAUAUGCCAGAUGGUCGGAGUGGUUUGGAGAAUGGAAUAACCCAGGGCGGAUCAAAUGCUGACAUGCUUUUGGCGGAAACCUUUAUUAAAAAUAUCGAUCGCAAUUCAGAAAUAGACUGGUCACUUGCCUAUCAAGCUUUACUUAAAGAUGCUGAGGUUGAUCCUUGGAGUCGAGGUUUAUACGAAGGAAGGUUGUUUUUAAAUUGGUACAAAAAAUUAGGAUACAUUCCUACAGAAGUCCUUACCAGGAUGGGGUAUGCUUUUAGUCAGUGCAGUCGAACGCUAGAGUAUGCAGCGAACGACUAUGCCAUCAGUUUGGUAGCAAAGGGUAUGAACAAGAAAAUGGACUACGUGAAGUACCGAAAUCGUUCCAGAAAUUGGGAAAAUCUGUGGUACCCUAAAGAAUUUCAGGGUUUUACUGGAUUCAUCCUACCAAGAUUUAGCAAUGGUAAAUUUUACACAGAAUGGGAUAUUAUGGACACAUAUGGAGGAGUAACUCCGUUCUAUGAAGGCACCUCUUGGGAAUAUAGCUUUUAUGUUCCUCACGAUAUCAAAAAACUAAUUGAACUCUCGGGUGGCCCUAUAAAAUUUGAGGAGCGUCUUGACAAAACAUUUGAUAACAGUGAUCCUUACAGAUUGUAUCUUAACAAAUAUUUUAAUAUUGGAAACGAACCAAGUUUCUUGACCCCAUGUUUGUAUCAUUAUAUUGGGAAACAGUGGAAAAGCGUCAAAUUAAUCAGAGAUAUCAUGAAAACCAAGUUCAGAAGUGACAGAUCUGGAAUCCCUGGAAAUGAUGAUUCAGGGGCAAUGGGGUCUUGGUACGUCUUUCAUGCGAUAGGAAUAUUUCCAAAUGCCGGCCAAGAUGUCUACUUUAUAAACUCCCCUCAUUUCAAAAACGUUACAAUUAAACUCUCCGAUUCGUCUGAUUCAAUUUUAACAAUACUUGCAUAUAAUCUUUCCCCUACGAAUAUUUAUGUUCAGUUAGCAAGGCUCAACGGAAAAUUUUGGGAAAAAACAUGGUUUAAACAUUCUGAUAUUGGUAACGGUGGAAAAUUAGAAUUGUGGAUGGGUGCAAAUGUGAGCGAAACUUGGGGAGUUGGCAAACACUUAAUAUAUCCGCCAAGCCUGAGUGAGGAGGCCGUUGAAACCGGACUUCCCUUUAUUUCUAGUAUCGAACCCGACCUCGUGGUUGAUGAGGUUUUAGAGAAAAAGUAG
Molecule: messenger RNA, 2430 nt
Organism: Acaulospora morrowiae
Lineage: Eukaryota; Fungi; Glomeromycota; Glomeromycetes; Diversisporales; Acaulosporaceae
Source: the annotation of a GenBank genome assembly